AUGACGGACGACUCUGGACGGCACAAGGAGGAGUUCGAGCUGAGCGACGACGCGAGUUUGAAAAGCGGAAAGUACGACAGCGAGGACCGUUCGAGUUCAGAAUCAUCAUCAGUACAGGACGGUCUAUUGAAGGAAUCUGGCGAUGUCGAAGCUCAACAGCCCGCGCCCGCCGAACAUUAUGUCUCGACACGCAUGAAACUGCUGUUCCUUGGAGCAUAUUUCUUCUUGAAUUUGUUCUUGACUCUUUCAAACAAAUCUGUCCUCGGAAAGGCUCGAUUACCAUGGCUAUUGACAGCGGCGCAUGCUUCCGCCACAUCAAUUGGAUGCUUUAUGAUGCUCGGUUUCGGCGCGAUCAAGCUCACUGACCUUGGAACACGAGAGAACCUGGUCCUGCUGGCGUUCUCAUUCCUCUUCACCAUCAAUAUCGCCAUCUCCAACGUCUCCCUGGCCAUGGUAUCAGUCCCAUUCCACCAGAUCAUGAGAUCGACCUGCCCGGUCGUCACUAUCCUUAUCUACCGAGUGCUGUACGGCCGGCACUAUUCAACGCAGACCUACCUCACCAUGAUACCUCUUAUCUUCGGUGUCGGUCUGUCCACGGCGGGCGACUAUUACUUUACGCUUGCUGGCUUCCUCAUGACUGGACUCGGAGUCAUCCUGGCUUCUGUGAAGACCGUUGCGACCAACAGGCUGAUGACUGGACCGCUCAAGCUACCUGCCUUGGAGCUAUUACUCCGGAUGUCACCUUUGGCUGCUGUUCAGUGCGUGAUCUACGCCUUCAUGACUGGAGAAGCCGAGCAAUUCCGGAACUCAUACCUACGAGGCGAUUUCUCUAAGACGUUCGGUGCGGCACUCUUCGUUAACGCAGUUACCGCCUUCUGCCUCAACAUUGUUGGAUUCCAAGCAAACAAGAUGGCAGGUGCUCUCACCAUCACGGUAUGCGGCAACUUGAAGCAAGCGCUUACGAUCGGACUGGGCAUCAUCCUGUUCCACGUUGACGUUGGCAUCACGAACGCUGUAGGGAUGCUCAUUACUAUUGCCGGAGCAGUAUGGUACAGCAAGGUGGAACUUGACAACAAGCGAUCAAAGCCGCGAUAG
Messenger RNA from Fulvia fulva, 1095 nucleotides. Its product is annotated as GDP-mannose transporter GONST5. The coding region runs from base 1 to 1095 and encodes 364 amino acids. The record is from RefSeq and is a predicted model, not a curated record. The transcript is spliced from 2 exons. NCBI's taxonomy places the organism in Eukaryota, Fungi, Ascomycota, Dothideomycetes, Mycosphaerellales, Mycosphaerellaceae. Gene Ontology annotation, molecular function: antiporter activity. Gene Ontology annotation, cellular component: Golgi apparatus.